UUUUUAUAGUCAUUUUUUUUUCUAAUUAAAUGUAAGUGUCCAAGUAUUGUACAUUAUAUACUAUCAUUCACAUGUCUACACAUUACAACAUAUAUAAAUAAUGUCUAUGUAAUAUGUAGCGGCAAUCCAUGUAAAAGCUAAUGCAACACAUAGAUAUUCCAAUAACUCGCUUAAAUUAAAGCAGUUCAGUUUGCAAAUGUGCAUGAAAAGUUGGUUUUACUAAAUUACCUUCUUCAGGCAGUCAAUGUUUUGGUAAAAUUCAUAUUCUUGUGAACAAGAUACUUACUUACACCUUAUAGUAGGUAUAUUUAUUUUGGUUUGCCUUGUUAUUCCAUAAGGAGCAACUUUGUUAUUAAUCAUUUACCUACAUAUAUUAUUCAGAUUUUCAACAUAUUUUGCGUUGUGAUAAGCGAAAGUUUCGCUGGCGAGGUGAAGGACUCCGUGUUAGUAUAUGAUAGUAGCGGUUUUGUUGGUUAGGGGUGGGUGUUUUUUCUUUAAAGUUGGUAAUUAACGAUUUAUUAAGUUGUACUGAAGAAAAUAAUGUGAUACAUUGGUCGGGAUAAAAGACUGCUGCGCUUAUGACCGACGACACGACUCGAACAAUUCAUGGCAACAUGACUUUUCCCAGGGGCAAUAAAGACGAAAAGAAAAAAUGCCUAAUUAUAAGGCUUUUUGGUCAAGUCCCAGCCCGUUUGGUCCUAUACUUUUUAUCAUGGUCUGGAUUUUUGGUUUCGUUUAUGAUGAGGACGGAUAUAAAUUUGGCCAUAGUAGCCAUGGUAGAAGAGCCUCAACAAACAGCUGUAAAUUCCUCCAGUGAAUAUUGUUAUUCAGUCGAAGAAAAAGAUGAUCCAAUACAAAAGAUUGAUUACGGAGGAACGCUGCAGUGGUCUUCUGAUGAGCAAAGUUAUGUCCUUGCCUCGUUUUAUUGGGCGUACAUAGUUUCUCAAAUUGUGGGUGGUCUAGCUACCCAAAAAUUAGGCACGAAGAAAGUAUUUGGUUAUGCACAGUUGCUUACAGCUAUUAGCAGCCUCUGCAUCCCUUGGGCUAGCGAAACUCAUUGCGGUUUGGUCAUAGCACUUAGAAGUAUCCAAGGAUUCGCAUCGGGGUUAACGUGGCCAGCCAUGUAUGCUUUGGUCGGGCACUGGAUCCCUGUUCCCGAAAGGAGUCGUUUUAUGUCAAGUUUUCAAGGCUUUAGCAUCGGUAUAGGCAUCACUUAUCCUCUGUGCGGAUUUGUUAUUGGGAAAUUUGGAUGGCGAUAUGUAUUUUAUACCACCGGAUCUAUAGGUAUUGCAUGGUGUGUUUUUUGGUAUCUUUUGGCAUUCGACAGUCCAGAAAGUCAUCCUCGUAUUUCGUUGAGCGAACAAAGAUACAUAAAAGAAAAUACCGUAAAUACUUAUGCGGCAGUAAAAACUCAACGAGUUCCAUGGGGUUCCAUAUUCCGUUCGAUGCCGGCAUGGUCCAUCGGUCUUACUACAUUCGGACGUAUUUGGGUCCAUUACACUUUUAUUAUUCCAGGACCGAAAUAUAUGAAGAGUAUUUUACGUUUCAGUAUAGAAAAGAACGGGGUGUUAUCCGGGGCACCGUUUAUUUGUAGCUAUUUAGCGUCGGUUGUUUUCUGCUAUAUAGCUGACAAACUGGUCACUAAUAAUGUCCUUUCCCUUAUAACCGUGAGGAAACUGUUUACUGCCUUGUCUCAGGUUGUUCCUGGUUUCUUGUGCCUGUUGAUUAGUUACCUUGGCUGUGACAUAGUAAUUAUUUUAAUCGUAUGGUUUGUGGCAGUCACCCUGAUAACGGCCUCUUACGCAGGAGCUAUGGCCAACGUUGUCGACAUCGCUCCCAGUUUUGCCGGACCGGUUUUAGCAUUCGCCCAAACGAUCCACAUGACAGCCAGUUUCCUCAGUCCUUUGGCUGCUGGUUAUUUCACAAAUAACGGCCACACGUUAUCGGCAUGGAGGAGCGUCUUCCAUGUUACCGCUGGUGUGGCCAUUUCAACUUAUUUUGUGUACCAAGUAUGGGGAACAGCGGAGGUACAACCGUGGAAUUCUAUUGACGAAUCUUCAAAUGCUGAAAGCGAAUCGAUAUUCAGCAAGAGUCAGCAGUCGUCAAGUUGUAUUGUAAGUUCUAAUAAGAGAAAUGAAGAUGUAGAGAAAAAUACUGCUCAGGUGGCUUAAAAUUAAAAAAUAUGCCUGCA
This is a messenger RNA of Agrilus planipennis (emerald ash borer), 2191 nucleotides long. RefSeq names its product sialin. Gene Ontology annotation, cellular component: plasma membrane. The coding region runs from base 579 to 2171 and encodes 530 amino acids. NCBI's taxonomy places the organism in Eukaryota, Metazoa, Arthropoda, Insecta, Coleoptera, Buprestidae. The record is from RefSeq and is a predicted model, not a curated record. The transcript is spliced from 10 exons. Gene Ontology annotation, biological process: transmembrane transport; monoatomic anion transport. Gene Ontology annotation, molecular function: transmembrane transporter activity.